AUGGGCGGGAAAGUCAGCCAUGUGUUCUGGGAUGGACGGGCGAUGUCUGCCAAGUGUUCUGGGAUGGGCAGGCCGGACCCACCACGGGUCCCGGGACAGGCGGGCGAUGUCCGCCACGUAUCCCGCGACGGGUGGGCCAGCCCGCCACGGGUCUCGGGAUGGGCAGGCGAUGUCCCCCACGUGUCCUGCUACGGGCAGGCUGGGCGGGCGAUGUCCGCCAAAUGUCCUGUGAGGGGCGGGCCGGGCCGCUACGGGUCCCGGGAAGGGCAGGCGAUGUCCGCCACAUGUACCGAGACAGGCAGGCCAGGCCUACCACUGGUCCCGGGACGGCCAGGUGAUGUCUGCCACAUCUCCCGGGACGGGCGGGCCGGGCCAGCCACUGGUCCCGGGAUGGAUAGGUGA
Molecule: messenger RNA, 402 nt
Organism: Macrobrachium nipponense
Lineage: Eukaryota; Metazoa; Arthropoda; Malacostraca; Decapoda; Palaemonidae
Product: collagen alpha-1(XII) chain-like
Exons: 1
Coding region: 1-402 (133 amino acids)
Source: RefSeq, a predicted model, not a curated record